GCCCCCGUGGCGGGGCGGGGCCGCGGGCGGUCACGUGGCGGCGCGGUCACAUGACCCGCGCGGAGCGGGCGGCCGGCCGGGCGAUGCUGUCCCGGCUGCUGCGCGAGCACCAGGCCCAGCAGAGCGAGCGCCGCGAGCAGCAAGAGCGGAGACGGCGAGAGGCCAUUGCUGCAGCCACGUGCCUGACCGAGGCCCUGACGGACCACCUGAACGUAGGGGUGGCCCAGGCCUACGUGAACCAGAGGAAGCUGGACCACGAGGUGAAGACGCUGCAGAUCCAAGCCGCCCAAUUUGCCAAGCAGACAGGCCAGUGGAUCAACAUGGUAGAGAACUUCAACCAGGCGCUCAAGGAGAUUGGCGACGUGGAGAACUGGGCGCGCAGCAUCGAGCUGGACAUGCGGACCAUCGCCACUGCCCUGGAGUACCUGUACAAGGGGCAGCUGCAGCCCUCCAGCUCCUGAGCCCCCGCCAGGCUGGAGCGGGGCCGCCCUCCGCCUUGCUGGCUCGCUCAGCCACCUCCAGGACGACCCCUCCCCUGCGUGCCCAGAGCCGGCUGCCUUGCUCGCUAGCCCAGGCGAAGUCUCUGGGGACCCCCAGUGCUGCAGCUCGCCUGGCGUCCGCCCUUCUGGCCACGGCUCAGUGGGAACGGCCCAGCUCUUUGCCCCUUCGGCCGGGGGCGGGGAGAGCAAGGAAGAAACGACCCAUCCUGCAUUACCCCCGCCCUUGGGCGAGAGGCACCGUCCCGCCUGCUUGCUGGAGAGCGUUGGGAACCCCGGCUGCAGGCGCUUUGCUCUGACCCUGGGGGCUGCUGGGCCGUCUGGUGCCCUGCCACAGGGGGGAGCCGUUGGGUGUGGGCCCUGGGGCCACCUGAGCCCGUCACAGGCCUGCAGGUCGCCCGCCCAUGUGCGGGGCGGCUUGCAGCAGGGGGUGGGGCAGAAGGCAGCUGGCU
Messenger RNA from Caretta caretta (loggerhead turtle), 949 nucleotides. RefSeq names its product biogenesis of lysosomal organelles complex 1 subunit 1 (gene BLOC1S1). Gene Ontology annotation, biological process: endosomal transport. Lineage: Eukaryota; Metazoa; Chordata; Testudines; Cheloniidae. Gene Ontology annotation, cellular component: BLOC-1 complex. The record is from RefSeq and is a predicted model, not a curated record.